UUCCGUCCCUCUCCUCCUUCACUCCAGUAUCUGGUCUUCCACUCAUCCUCUAUCUCUCUCUCUUUCUCUUUGGCCACGUUUCUCUCCACAUCUGGCUCCUUUGGGCCGGAGCCAGCAGAACAGAUUCCUAAACCCCGAGGAUGAGGAGAGAGAGGAGGGAGGGAGGGAGAAAACAGAGGAGUAUGGAGCUAAAGAUAAGGAAAAGGAGGGAGCAGAGAAAACAACAGGAUUACAAUUAAGAAAACGGAUCGUGAGUAAUGAGAGCUUGAAGAAGAGGAGAAAGAGAAAGAGAGAGAGAUGGCACUGUUCCCAUACUCCAGGCUGCCCUCAGGUGUUUACUGUGGGAAUCGGAGGCAGCUGCUGGUGCUGAGUGUGUGUGUUCUCACCGGACUGAUCUACUUUUUAAGGGGAAAGAGAUUGGCUGCAGUUUCGAUCCCAUCCGUGCCCCUGCUGUCAGAUGUCAGCAGAAGAGGACCACCAGUGGAAGGUGAGGAGUUUCCUAUGAAGACACCCUGGGGUGCUCCACUGGUUUGGGGGGACAGCGAGAGCUCGGCCUGGCGCAGGGACGAGUUCGCCCACCACAGCAUCCGCACCGGCCUGGCCAUCCUGGCCGUGGGAAAGUAUAACCACUUCCUGCGCCGUUUACUGUCGACUGCGGAGCUUCACUUCCUGCUCAACUUCUACGUGACCUACUACGUUCUGACUGAUCGUCCGAAAGAACUGGACCCUCUUCCGAAGCUGGGUUCCAACAGGGAGCUGAAGGUCAUCCCUGUGGCUGAGAUGCCGGGCUGGGAUACGCUGGGGCUGCGGCGCAUGGCACUGCUGGCUUCUCUAAUCGGCGAUCGCAUUCAUCUGGAAGUGGACUAUGUGUUCUGCAUCGAUGUUGACCAGGAGUUCACGAAUGCAGUGGGUGCAGAAAUCCUGGGUAAGCUAACUGCCACCCUACAUCCAGUGUUUUACGGCCAGCAGCGAUAUUACUAUCCCUAUGAGAAAGACCUCGAUUCAAUGGCUUACAUAGCUGAAGGCGAAGGGGACUAUUACUACACCUCUGAGUUCUAUGGAGGCCUGUGCUCAGAGAUGUUAGCCCUGACCCGGGCCUGCUCCCUCCUCAUUCUGCAGGACCAGGAGAGAGGUGUUAAAGCUCAGGAGCUGGAGGAGAGCUACCUGAACCGCUACCUGGUCAAUCGCAGGCCCACUUGUGUACUCUCUCUAUAGGCCGGCAGUGCUUAUCCACCGGCAAAACAGGGGGUAAUACAGAUGCUUGUUGAGGAAAAUAGUUAUUGUUAUUAAUCUCAAUUGACAUUUUGACAUUUACUAUAACAUUUGUAAAGGUCGCAGCUGAUGUAUCCUUCCUGAGCUGUUAAAAUCUCUAUGCAGCCCAUUCUUCUUAAUUAUUUGAAUUAUGCAAUGGCAGUCUGAGAUAAAUGAAUAUAGAAAAAUAUAGAAAAUCCACACUAGAUCAAACACAUGAUUUUUGUGGUUAGAGUAAUUGUUAGACAAACAAUAUAUACAGCUCUGGAAAAAAUAAGAGACCACUUCAGUUUCUAAAUCAGGUAUAUGUUUGAGUAAAACUAACAUUGUUCUUUUAUUCUAUAAACUACAGACAACAUUUCUCCCAAAUUGCAAAUAAAAAUAUUAUAAUUUAGAGCAUUUAUUUGGCUGAAAUAACAAAAAAGAUGCAGAGCUUUCAGACUUCAAAUAAUGCAAAGAAAACACAUUUAUAGUUAUAUAUAUAUUAUAAUUUUAUAGUUCAGAAAUCUAUAUUUGGUGGAAUAUAUCUGGUUUUAAUGCAUCUUGUCAUGUUCUCCUCCACCAGUCUUACACACUGCUUUUGGAUAACUGUAUGCCACUCCAGUUCAGCUUGGUUUGAUGACUUGUGAUCAUCAAUCUUCCUCUUGAUUAUGCUCCAGAGGUUUUCAAUAUGGUAAAAUCUAAGAAACUCAUAAUUUAAGUGGUCUCUUAUUUUUUUACAGUGCUGUAUAUACAUAAUUUUUUCAGGUUAUUUUUUGACUGAAAUAUAAUUUUAGUUAGUUGAACAAUUGAGCACUUUUGGGAAAUUCACCCCAUAUUGAAAAAUGCCAUGCUAGAUAUGCUUUAUUAUUUGAUUGAUAAGCACUUGAUGAUAUGUAUGACAGUAUGAAAGUUUUUUUGUGUAAAAAGUUUUAAAGUUUAAUGUUCUCAUUAAAUGUCUAGUAUUUGCUAAGUGCUAAUACAGAGAUGUGUAACAACACUGAAAAUAAACUGUUUAU
Messenger RNA from Astyanax mexicanus (Mexican tetra), 2249 nucleotides. RefSeq names its product histo-blood group ABO system transferase. The record is from RefSeq and is a predicted model, not a curated record. Gene Ontology annotation, cellular component: Golgi apparatus; membrane; vesicle. Lineage: Eukaryota; Metazoa; Chordata; Actinopteri; Characiformes; Acestrorhamphidae. The transcript is spliced from 3 exons. Gene Ontology annotation, molecular function: hexosyltransferase activity. Bases 298 to 1215 code for a protein of 305 amino acids. Gene Ontology annotation, biological process: carbohydrate metabolic process.